Caenorhabditis angaria is the source of this 5609-nucleotide messenger RNA. NCBI's taxonomy places the organism in Eukaryota, Metazoa, Nematoda, Chromadorea, Rhabditida, Rhabditidae. The record is from the annotation of a GenBank genome assembly.
AUGAGUGAAAAAACUAGAGAAAAUGAUCAGGUGAGUUGAUGGGAAAUGUUUUCAAUUAAUAUUUUUUUUAUUUAGGAACCAGUCAGCUCUCUUAUAAGCAAGCAUGCUCCGAAAGGAAGACAUUUGGCAUUGGCAACGAAAAAGUUGGUGAAAUCAAAAUUGAUUCAUCAAAAACCAAAUAAAUUUUGUCUUUAGAAUAAAAGCAUCUUUGAAAAACGACAAAGCCGUGGAGAUUGAUGAAAUGGUGUGUAAAUUCUUCGCAAAAGCUGGUCUGCCAUCCGAAACUGUUCGCGAUCCAGCAUUUAUUCAAUUGAUUUAUACACUCAAUAAAAAUUAUUCUCCACCAACUCCGUCAACUGUUGAUUAUGAACUUGAUGUGAUUGCGCAUCAAAUUGUGGUAAUUUAGAUUUUUUUUGAAUUUUUCAAUAAUUGUGCAUUUUUUUCAGGCGGACAAACGAAGCGGUGAUUUGAGAAAAUUCGUUCAGCCGAUCGCAAUAACUGUUGAUACACUCAAAAAUGAAGGAGGUGUUUUUCUCGCCUUCUCUUUACAUUAUUAUAAUAAUGGAACAACUCGGGAGAAUAUUGUCAAAUUGGUCAAAAUGACAUCAUUAGAGUAUGCUUUUAAGAACCCCCCCCCCCACUUAUAUUCGAAAAAGUAAACAAUAUUUUUUAGACUCGAUCCGGUAUCUGUGCUUCAAAAAGUUCAAUCAGCUGCCAAUCAAUUUUGUUUGUCCAAAAUACGUUUUCCAAGUUUGAUCACUACAAAUCCAGAAAUUGCUCAAUAUUUUCACGAAGUCAACAUAAUUGAUAGAAGUUAUGAAUGCUAUUUCACAUAUAUCACAAAUUUUGCCGAUGAGAUUCUCAAAAUUCCAGAAUUCAACAUAGCUCUUGAUGUUCUGACGAACUUCUAUAUAGAAGUUUUAAAUGAUGUUAAAUUUCAAGAGCGUAUUGAACAGUUAGUUUUAUAGAAAAAUAUUCAUUAAAUGAAAUUUUUCAUACUUUCAGAUACUUCACAACGAACAAAAUGGUUUUUGAAAUUCCAAAAAUGAACAUUUCAAAAUGGACAGAUGUUUCUGAAUUUUUAUCGGGUGUUUUGCAAUAUGUAGGUUUCACGAAUCAAAAACUUAUGCCAUUUUAAUUUUUUCAGCAUCGUUUUAUCGUUCAUGUCUCAGUUAACAGUAAUAAUCAUAAAAUGUACAUCGAUGAACAUUCAUACCAGCAAUUAAUGGGUUUGCAAAUGAUUUUAUCAUUUUUGAUGAAAAGCGUCAAUGAAUUGUCGAAAUCUGAAAGUUAUUGUUCCGAAGUUCUUCCAGAAAUUGUGAAAAUUCGAAAUUUGAUUAUGCAAGAUGUAUAUGAUGACAAUUUGAAAACAACGUUUGAGGAAAUAUUUACAAGAACUCUCGAUCCACUGACUAGAAAUUAUAAAAAUGGAGUUUAUGAUUUGGCGACUUUCCUCGAUCCUCGUUUUGCUUUUCUUUCCGAUGUUUUUAGUGAUGAAACAUGGAAAACAUUAUCGAACUUUGUCAGAGAGAAUAUCAGUAAGUAUUUUAUUAUUGAUUUUCUAAAUUGAAACUAUGAUAUUUUGCAGUGAAUUCGAAUGUUGGCUCAAAUUUAUCCUAUAGUGAAAAACUGGGAUACGUCGAUGUGGAAUUGCAUAAUUUUAAAAGUAUGGUUCAAAAGCAGCGCCCGACUUCUCAUCCUUUCAACUGGUGGAAAAUAUAUUCGACAACGUUUUCAUUUUUAUACGAUGCUGCCAGAAAUUUCAUAACACCUCCUCCGUGCGCUAUUAAUGCUGAAUAUUAUUUUGGAGAUUGUGGUAAAUAUCGAAAUAUUGAAAAUAAAAUAUCAUUCAAACAAUUCAACAAUAAUCUGGCAAUUGCUUCAUCUUUGGAGCCAUUUCGAGGAAGAGGAUUAUUUGAAGAAAACGAAUUAUUUGGAAUUAAACAAGGUUCAAUUGUCCAGGUUCAAACUCUCCGCAAAAAACAAACAACAUACGAAAAAGUUAAUUUGUGAGUUAUUUUUGAUUUUUUUUUUAAAAACAAUCUUUCCAACAACUUUCUCGUUUUCAGGCAAAAUGACGAAGAUUCACGUAUCGAUUUAUCAAAGUAUUUAAUGUUGCCUCCUGAAAAAGAGAAGGAAGGGCCUCUUGAUCUUGAUGAGUUAGUUCUUCCAUUUUUAAACCCAUUAAUCAUAUUUAUAUUUUUCAGAAUCUUGGAACCUGAAGUUAAACCUGAAACAUUAGAAUUGCCAGAAAAUGAAAAUGAAAUAGAGACCAUCAAAGUUAAAGAAGAAUUGAUUGAUAUAAAACCUGAAGAAAUUGAAAUACCAGAUGCAAAUACACCAUCCACAUCAACUCCCAAACAAAUAUCUGUGAGCGCAAGAACUGAAAAUGUUGAUGUUGCAAAUUUGACAGUAAAUAGAAGAGUUUAUAUCAGAGUACCGUGAGUUUUGAGAAAAGUUUUAGUCAGAACUGAAAAAUAUCGAUACAUCGAAAAUUUAUUUUAAAUGUUUGUCAAAUUUUCAUCAGAUUCUGAAUAUUCCAGAUUAUUUUAUUUAAAAAUAAUUCAAUUAUUCCAGAUAUCAAAGAACGGCUAUGGAACGUGCUUUGAAAAAAGCUCCAACUGGUGAACAGUCAACAAAUCUACAAAUGUUUGUUUCAUUCUUCAAUAUUUUUCUCAUCUCAAAUGUUCUUUCCAGCGAAUAUCUGCUUCCAUCUUCUUCGUCUUCUUCUUCAUCCAAUAAUAAUAAUGCCAAAAAUAUUCAACUCAAAAGACCACAAGAAUCAACAUCAAAUGGAAUCGUAAUUGAAUCAAGUAAACGGUACAAAAGAGUUUGCACGAAUUUUGAAACUGAAAAUGGCGUCAUUUGUAAAGAGUGAGUUUUUAUGAUAGACAAGAGUUGAGAAAAAAGGUUUUUUGCAGGAGAAUUCAUCCGUUUUACACGUCGACAAGUUUUGAAAAUGUGACUAUUGCACGACCUCAAAAAAUGUGCAGUGAGUCUGAAAAUAGUGGUAAUAAUAUUUGAAAAUUUGUUAAGUUGUUUUUAGAAUAGUUUUUUUGCCUACAUAAAAAAGUAAUUUUCACUUUUUCCAUUUCACUUUUUUGUGGAUGUUUGGCAAAUGGAAUUUUUUGAUGACCAUGGGAUUUUUCAUUUUUUUGUUGGUGGAAUGUGGGAGGCAAUUUUUCAUGGGUAUAUUUAGAAAACACAUUUCGAGCUUGAUAAUUAAAAUCCUAAUAAAAUAAAAGAUUCCUAAAGCUUUUUUUUCUCAAAAAAAAGUUUCGAAACAUGUUUUUUUCAAUUUCUUUUUCAAAUAAAUCACAACAACAACAGAAACAACAAAUAAUAAAUGUAUAUAGUGAAACUUUCUAAUGUCUACUUUGAUAUAAUACAUAUUUUCGAAUUCCAUCAUUUUCCGUUUUCCCACUACUUACCUGACCUCAAUUCGACGAGAGAAGAAGACAAAAUGAUAAAAAUAAGGAUUUCGACUUUUAUCGGUUUUCUCGGCGAUGAUUUUGUUUUGCACUUUUUUGUUGAAAUUAUGUAUGUAUUUUGAAAAAGUUUUGAGAUGAGAUGAAAAAAUCGUGUUCCUUCUUUUUUUUUCGAAAAUCUCAAUCAAUCUAUUCUAAUCCCUGCUUUACCAACAAAAUAGUUAUAAAUAGAGUAUUGUAGGAUUUUGAGAGACACGCAGACAUUUAUCCGGACCAGUUUUCUGUUGCCAUUCAAAUAAGGCAUUUCACUUUCCGAUAGAUCAGGUUGGUAUUUUUCGGAACAUUUUAUUUCAUUUUUUUUGUUAUUUUGGACUUCUUCUCAUUUUUUGUUGCAGGCCAUGUUCUUGAUUUUUCUUCCACUGAUCUCGUUGAUUUCAACUUUAGCAGCUAACGAUGAUUUGUACAUAUUGAUUGAUGAAAUUAGUUUAUAUAAUUGUAGAGGUAUCAAAAAUGAGAUAAAAGUAUCAGAAGAUGAUGUGCAAAUUGUGAAUGAGCUCGGAAAUCGGGUAAUUUCAUUUUUAUUUAUUGAUUUUAUUUUUAAAAACUAAUUUUUAACCAAUAGGUUUAUUAUAUCCGGGCGCCUGGAAAUUACUCUCUUGAUUUCAAAAAAAUCAAAGUUGCCAAAAAUUUCGGAUAUUUGGCUGGUGAAAUUGGUGUAACUCUACAAGUUCCGAUUAUCGAAGGCCCGGCUGGAAUACGUUUUGACUUGCCUUAUACAAUGAUUCCGGAGACUAGUUUGUUGAGUCAAAAGUGUGAUGAUAAUAGUGGAAUUGUGGAGAGAAAUGGCAGAACUUAUUGGUAAGAUUUUUUGGGCACUCGAGUUCAUAUUUCAAAAUAAAAAUUCUUUAAAUUCAAAAAAAUACCGUAUAUUCGGAAAUUCAAAAGCUUUGGAUUUAUCGCCAAAAAUUUCUUCUUGUCAAAAAUUUCUUCUUGUCAAAAAUUUUGUAAAAAAAAACACGAAUUCGUGUUUUUUUUGACAAAAAGAUUUAAUAAAAUGCUUUCCAUAUUUUUCCAAAGACAAAACUUCCAACCCCAAUUUCACAAUUUUCCAGCCGAUAUUGUGAUUUGUGUCAAGUCUCUGAAGCUGUCGAAAAAGAACUGAGCAAUGGUCAACACCAAUUCCUCUCUCGAUCUGCUGGCGAUACUCCGAUCUCAAAAUGUCACAACAUCGAGGCAAAUGAAUAUGAUUUCCGAAGAACUAUCCAACUUCCAAGUCGAAGUCAACUCGAAAAUCUCAUCAAAAGUAAAGCACAAGGAAUUGAUGAUGAAAUUAAAAAACGGCUUAAUAAAGGGGUAUGUUUUAUUGAAUUGUGACUUCAAAAUCAAUCAAUCAUUCAUUCAGCGUGGUCGUUUCCAAGUUUUCCUAAAUCUCAUCGCCUCUGAGAAACCAGCUAUUUCAAAAGCCAGAUGGUUCGCAGGAUCGAAAGAUGUGAGUUUCACCAAAUUUCAAAAUAAGUAAUCAAAAAAAUUGGAUUUUUGUAGUGUGAAUGUUGUUUCAAUCGAAAUGCGGAGAACUGCGAUUCAUUGUCAUAUUUUUAUUGUAAUAUGGAAGAUUGUAAAACCGGUUGGGCUCUUCAAUGUCUUCAUAACACUGCCAGAAUUGCAGCGUGUUAUACUGUGGAAUUUAAUUAUCGGUGAGGUUUUAUAGAAUCUUGAGAUAUUUUGGAAUUAGGAGAAAAUUUCAAAUUGAAAGACUGUGAGAUUUUUUUUCGAUAAUAACCAUGGAAAUAUUCAUCAGAACACUAGGGAAUUUUUAAAUACAUUUUUUUUUCAAAUCCUAUAAUUUUUCAAAAUUCCCUUAUCUCAUUCCGAUUUCCCAAUUCAACUCUAUUUUCUCCUAGAAUGACGACUCAAUACUCUGACGUCCAGCAAUUCUUGAAAGAAAACAACUAUCCAAAUCAAGAUGCCUAUUCUUCAAAUCCCACCAACUACGAAUCUCAAACUCUUCCACCAACACCCAAAACCACAACACAAUCAGCCGAAGCUCGACAAGUUGAUCAAAUUCAAAUGUCUCGUGCUUGUGUUGAAGCAAUGUCACCAAGAUUAACACAUUUACGAAGAUAUUGCACGAUUUUCUGGAAUGAGAAAUUGUGUUGUGAACAUUGUCCUGAUAUUUGUUAG